CAGUCUCUCUCGGUCACCUGAACUAGAAGUAUCCAGUAUCCCAUCUAUAUCUGCUGUAGCCACAACUUUUGUCCAUCCGAGACAACUGCAAGAAUGCUCCUUACUCUACAGUAUACCAUUACUGUACUCCCAACUUAAGGACCCCUUUAAGUUACAAAGUAUGUGCAGAGAACUGAACUAUGGCAGUUUACGAACAAACGUCUUCAGAUAAUAUUCUGAACAAGUUAAUGGGAUCCGAAGGCUUYACUGUAAAAGGCUACAUUCUAGACAAUUAUUUCUCAAUCAAAGCUCUAAAAAAUCAAGCAUCCCAAGUUGGGAACUGGAAAGCUAAGUCUGAUUUGAGUAUGGUUUACAAAGAAGGUAUUCCUGAGCUUCACAUUGAGAAAGAUUUAGACAAGGCCAGAGGGUGGUUAGAAUCAUCUAUUGAAGACGGAAAUACCAUGCCAGCUGMCCUUUGUAACCUUGGAACAUUGUACGACAUGAAAGGGACUGUUCUGUUCCAGCAAAAAGCACAUGAGAUGUACCAUAAAGCUGCUAGACUAGGCUGCGGCCCAGCUGAAUUGAACUUAGCUGAAUCAUACAGAUGUGGUGUAGAGGGAGUAGUGGAUGAGGAUUUGGAAGAAGCCUUCACUUGGUACAAGAUAGCUGCUGRUGAAGAAACAUUAGAUUCAAACCUUUCUGGUGUAGAGGAAAUGAUGAGAGGCACACUUAAGACAUUAGGUGGUGACACAAAGGUUAAAGCRUUACGACGCCUACAUGACUACUACAUGUCUGGUGAGUGCCCUGAAGGAAAGCCUCAGCCAGUCAAAGCACUAUAUUAUCUUAAAAAAGCUGCAGAAACUGGGCAUGCUGAGAGUCAGACAAAACUAGGACUUACCUACCUCUCUGGUUUAAAUGAUCUGCCAAAAGAUUUAGAUCAAGCAAGACGAUGGCUUAAGAAAGCUGCAAACAAUGACAGCAGUGAAGCUAAAGAGGUGUUGGAGAAGCUUAGUCAACGAGGUGUCAUUGAGCAAGUGCCAACUCCAAAAAUAUCAUCAGAGAAGCAAGACUUAGACAACUUCAAGCAGUUUUCUGACAUAUUAAAGGGAAAAGUUGAAGAGCACAAUAUGACUCAUCCAUUUAUAAUAAAGAAUCCACUUAUAUACCAUGAAUCUAUGUUCACUCAAUAUCCAGAAUCACCAACUGCUCAGCAUUACCUCAAAGCAUUCAAACUUGCCAAAGAAGGAAUGUCCAAACUUCAAGAAGGGAACUUCAAGGAAGCCAUAAAGCUUUUAGCUCACAGCUAUCUUUAUGAAAACACCAUAUUAGGAUUAUUGCCAGAGAGAAGGAUGCCUUAUUUUUUACCUAACAUUGUUGUUAGGAUACUCCAAGAGUUGCAGGAUGAUGAAAAUUUUUUUGAAGGGUUGCUGGUUCUGCAUGCACUAUGCCCCAUGCACUCAAAAGAAAGUUCUAAAGUCAAUUUAAAAAAUUUUAAAGGUGAUAUGCAGCAGACAAUGUUUGUCAAAAAUGUAAUUCACUUGAUAAGAAAGAAUGAAUCUUUACAACUACCAACUGAGGAUCCUUACAGCUUUGAAUCAAAUUACUGCAGUUGGCUGCAUGUACUGUAUUAUUUAUUAGGCUCAUGUUACACAAUAGCUGAGCAAUUUGAUGAUGGAGCACAAGCCUUUCAAAAAGCACUGCAAUGCUGUYCGACAUACUAUGAGGCAAAGGCUGGCCUUGGCUMCUGCUUGAUGAAUUUGAGCCAUAAAAUCAAAAGUGAAAAAGAAAAAGAUGUUUUUGAUUUAGAUGGGCAGCAGCAUCAACCAGAUCCUAAUCYCAAGAAAAAUCAAUCAGUACAUGAAAAUAGCUAUUUGAGAUGGUCACAAGAGGCUUUGAAAAAGAAAUCAAAGCAGGUCUUUAUGGARUAUUUGCAGGAAGCACCAGUCUGUGACAAGAAAUAUCCAAAUUGCAACUAUCAUUUGGCUCUUCUUUAUAUGUUCGAUAGAAAUUUGCAGCAAGCCCGUGAAUGGAAGUCAAGGGGAGAGGAUGCAGAGGAAAAACGCCUUCCUUUUAUGGGACCAGUAUCAGCUGCCACAAAACAGUUAUUAAUCUGUCUGGAUAUGCUCCCCAUCCCGAAAUAUCUGUGUAGCUAUAACGAAUGCGCCAACAAGAAUGUGCAGAAGCUGAUGUCAUGCCCUUGCAAGGAAGUGUCCUACUGUGGAAGGGAUUGCCAAAAGAAGCAUUGGAAGGAACAUAAGAAAACAUGCUCCUCAAAAUCAAACAUUUAGUGAGAAGAAUAAUUGUAAUAAAUGAAAUGUACCGAUUAAAGUACUAAAUGGACAAAAGCAUGGUACUUCUAUGUGCAUUUAGUCAGUAUUAGCCUCCUUCGCAGACGUCUCUCUCUCUCUCUCUCUCUCUCUCUCUCUCUGGAAGUCUGGGAACAAAUAUA
Exaiptasia diaphana is the source of this 2428-nucleotide messenger RNA. RefSeq lists its product as uncharacterized. Bases 180 to 2267 code for a protein of 695 amino acids. Lineage: Eukaryota; Metazoa; Cnidaria; Anthozoa; Actiniaria; Aiptasiidae. The record is from RefSeq and is a predicted model, not a curated record. The transcript has 4 exons. Gene Ontology annotation, molecular function: protein binding.